AACGCAUAUUCCUCAAAACACAACCUCAUAUUCUCCACCCCAAAAGCAUCUCCUACACCCACUUCUACACUAAUCUUUUUCUCUAACCCUAAAUCCACCACACAUCACCAUCUUCUUUAAAAUCACAAAACAAAAACACGUUAUUACCCUGCAACUAACCGUACCAGAUCACCACGUGCAGCUUUAAACACAAACACUUCGUAAUACGUCACCGUUUUGAAUACGCGAAUCACAAAAACGACGUCGUGCAAAGUGCAAUACGCAGAGAGAAAACAAAGUGAAAAUUGAAAAAGAGUAGAGAGAGAGAGAGAGAAUGUUGUAUUUUCUUCUAUUGACAGUGAAAAGAUUCAAUUUGCUUAAACGAAAGUGGUGUUAAAGGGAAAAAGAGAAGAAAAAAAGAGGGGGUAAAAUCGGAAAUUUGAGAUGCAAACGGAGGCUAGGGUUGGUGUUGCGGUGGACGGUGGUGUAAGGAAGUUAGUUCAACAACAACCGCCGCCGCAACAGAUUGGGACUAUUUCUCAGCUUCUCGCCGGAGGUGUUGCCGGAGCUUUGAGUAAAACAUGUACAGCGCCACUUGCGAGAUUAACUAUCCUCUUUCAGAUUCAGGGGAUGCAUUCUAACGUUGCAACUUUGAGAAAAGCAAGUAUAUGGAAUGAGGCUUCGAGAAUAAUCCAUGAAGAGGGGUUUAGGGCUUUUUGGAAAGGGAAUUUGGUUACAAUUGCUCACCGUUUACCUUAUUCUUCUGUUAAUUUUUAUUCAUAUGAGCAUUACAAGAAGUUGUUGAGGACGGUUCCGCAAUUGCAAAGGCAUAAGGAUAAUGUCAGUGCAGACCUUUGCAUACAUUUUGUUGGUGGUGGGCUGGCAGGAAUAACUGCUGCUACAUCUACUUAUCCCUUGGAUCUUGUAAGAACGCGGCUCGCUGCACAGACAAACUUUACGUACUAUAGAGGAAUCGGACAUGCUUUACAAACAAUUAUCAAGGAAGAGGGAUUACUUGGGCUUUAUAAGGGACUUGGAACUACUCUCUUGACUGUCGGACCAAAUAUAGCAAUAAGCUUCUCCGUAUAUGAAAGCUUGAGAUCAUUUUGGAUGUCAAACAGAUCCAAUGAUUCAACUGUUGUUGUUAGUCUGGCUUGUGGCAGUCUUUCAGGCAUUGCAUCAUCAACAGCAACAUUUCCCUUGGAUCUUGUGAGACGGAGGAAGCAACUUGAGGGGGCCGGUGGGCGAGCCCGUGUGUACAAUACAGGUCUCUUUGGUACAUUCAAGCACAUAUUCCGGACGGAAGGUAUGCGUGGCCUUUACAGAGGAAUUUUGCCUGAAUACUAUAAGGUGGUGCCGGGUGUAGGCAUUUGUUUUAUGACUUAUGAGACACUGAAGAUGGUUUUAGGCGAGAUAACUACUGUAUGAAUACACCCAUCAACUUUGGAGUCUGAUCUGCAAGAAGUAAAAUGUACGAAGUUACUUAUUCAUGAUUAUUCAUGCAAAAGGGUUGGACCGUUAGAGCUACAUUUAUCAAUUGAAGUUCAUUUCAUUUCAUAGAUUCUCACGGUUGGAAGCAAUUCUGUAGUACUACUGUGGGGAUCGCAUUUUUGCCUGUACAGAAACAUGCACAACAUUAAUAUUAGGCUGUUACAUACGGGUCUUGACUCUUGAGAGCUUGAUCUUUUGCACUUUGUCAAACAAAAUAGGGAAGCUUAAUGAACUAUAUAGCAAGGCUGCAACUCAAUGCCUAAAGGAGACGUCUUUUCCCACAUCCAUUUGAAGGUAUCCAGUCGCGUUGCAGUGUUGUGCAGCAUCGUAUCUUUUGAGAAGUCGCCCAUUUAUCCGAUAGUAAUGAUAGUUACAUGAACACUUGUGGUUUUCUUUAUUUUUGUCAUUUUAGAAUAUUAAUUAAUUGUAGCCCAUUGUUUUACGUUUGGCCCCUAGUAUAAAUGAUAAAUUCAUUAUCAAUGACUCUGGAUUUGUUAUAGGGUCAUUCUGAACAUUAUUUAAAAAAAAAAGUUGUUAAACUCUAGGGAAUAUUUUCUGACAAAAUUCUUCAAAUAGGUCAUGUUAUUAUAGAAUGUUACUUUCUGUUGUAAUCAUUAAAAAAAAGAAUUCUUAAAGCCCAUUUGCUAUUAUGAUGAAAAAAUUCAGGUGAGGAAGGGAUGCUUUGCUUUUGAA
Trifolium pratense (red clover) is the source of this 2163-nucleotide messenger RNA. Its product is annotated as mitochondrial substrate carrier family protein B-like. The coding region runs from base 424 to 1407 and encodes 327 amino acids. The transcript has 7 exons. Gene Ontology annotation, biological process: transmembrane transport. Lineage: Eukaryota; Viridiplantae; Streptophyta; Magnoliopsida; Fabales; Fabaceae. The record is from RefSeq and is a predicted model, not a curated record.